Messenger RNA from Hydractinia symbiolongicarpus, 1765 nucleotides. RefSeq names its product probable Bax inhibitor 1. Gene Ontology annotation, cellular component: mitochondrial membrane. Gene Ontology annotation, biological process: negative regulation of apoptotic signaling pathway; cellular response to unfolded protein; negative regulation of endoribonuclease activity. Bases 894 to 1616 code for a protein of 240 amino acids. Gene Ontology annotation, molecular function: enzyme binding. Lineage: Eukaryota; Metazoa; Cnidaria; Hydrozoa; Anthoathecata; Hydractiniidae. The record is from RefSeq and is a predicted model, not a curated record. The transcript is spliced from 10 exons.
UUUUGCGUCCUUUCUCUUUCUAGUUACAGGGUUAACGUAUAAGCACAUAAGGUGCAUUUCCUUCCAAGUAUCUGACCAUUGCAUUGACAACGGUUUUUUAACUGUUCUUGUUGGUAGUAGCGAUUUGUUUCGACAACUUCUUGUUUUAUAAUUUCUGCUGUGAAAAAAUAAAUGGGAAGAUUCAAGUGGUGUAUCUGCAUCACUGGUUGGUCUUUUAAGUCCAGAGAAUUCUAAAAAUUGUGCAUUACUGUUUAGGUUUUGGUAUAUGUUACAUCAACAUUCUUUUUCUUUGCAUUGUUGUUUUUUUGUUUUUGUUUACCAUGAUGCGAUUCCAGGGUUUCCUUUUACAAGGCGCAUUAUUUGUUUUCGUAACGUUUUUUUUUUACUUUGGAAGAGCUUGAGGUAGGAACAUCAUUAGUAGGGACAUGACCAGAAAUAGAAGCAGCAACUGAAAGAGUAUCAUCAUCAUUAUCAUAGUCACUUUCACUUUCACUUGCAUCACCAUCACAUACUGAUAAAUAAACAUUUUUUUGCUGACUUUUUCAUGUGCUAUGCAACUAAAAAAGGCCUUCUGUUUACAUGCAGCACUGAAGUCAUGUUAUAUUGUUCAAUCAAACAAAUUAUGUGAUAUUUUUACUACUCACAUGGCCAAACAGAACACAUGGAUCAGGAAGAAAGCGAACAUCAACAAUAGGUUCAGCUGGAAAAUCUAGCUUUGCCCCAUCUCCUUCAACAUAAUCUUCAACUGAACUUUAUCACUUGUGUCAUUAUCAUAUUAACCAUUGGUUUCGUCAUCAGAAGCAAGAACUGCAGCUAAAACUUGCUCAGUUGUCAGCCCUACUCGUUUGCUAGCAGCCAUUUUCAAUCUGGUGGUUCCUGUGAGUGUUCACAAAAUGUUGAGAUAUCAAGACGCUAUUUUAUUUAUAUCUACCAAUCAAAAGUUGGAUAUUUCACUUCGUAGGGAUGUGCAAACAAAAAAACAUUUGAAGAAUGUAUAUUCAGCAUUGGCUAUCUCAACCUUAUCAGCUGCAGUUGGAGCUGGAAUUCAUGUGCUUACACAUUUCUUGCAAGGUGGAUUAUUGGCUGGUCUGGGCAGCAUUGGCUUUGUUUUGGCACUGGCCUUUACAGAAAACUCUUCAAAGAACCAAAUAAAGCGACUAGGUUAUUUAGUCGGGAUGGCAUUUUGCACAGGUUUGUCACUGGGACCUCUUAUGGAUCAAGUGAUUGAGAUAGACCCAACAAUUGUGUCGACUGCAUUCUUUGCUUCGUGCUUGAUAUUUGUCUGUUUCUCACUGAGUGCAUUAUGGGCUGAAGAUCGAAGUUACCUAUACUUAGGAGGUACACUGUUCUCUGGUGUGUCCAUCAUGAUGCUACUUAGCUUCAUGAAUAUUUUCUUCCAAUCAAACUUAAUCUUCCAGGUCUACUUGUAUGGUGGCUUGCUUUUGUUUUGUGGUUUUAUUUUGUAUGAUACGCAAUUGAUUAUCGAAAAAAGAAGAAACGGAGAUGAUGAUUUUAUUUGGCAUUCAGUUGAUUUGUUCUUGGAUUUCAUCAACAUUUUCAGACGAACAAUGGUCAUUUUAGCUAACAACAAGAAGGACAAACGCAAGAAGAAUUAAGCUUCAGAUCUAACAGCAACAACAACAACGUUAUAUUAAUUGUGUUACAUUUUUCCUUGGAAUGUGUGUAUUUAAUAUUUACAGUUUUACAUUUACCUUUUUUUUAUGUAGUGUACAGAAGUGUUACUUAAUACAUUAUGUGUGCGGGA